AUGGCAAAGUUCGGACUCUCGUUCUACGACGACGAGCUCAAGGAUAACGAUUUGUUGCACUUGGCAGAGGAUGUCUCCGCCAGCAAUGAGUUACAUUUGCCAACAAUUGUUUCGAUAAGUUUCGUGGAGUCAACUAAAGUUCCCAUUGAACUGCCAAGCAUGGAAAUCGAAGGGAAUACUGAGCCCUCAUCGGAAGCCAACCCCAGCAAUAUCCAGUCGUCGAUGACAAUAGAUCAAUCCGAUAACGAGCAAAGCCGCUCUCCGUCACCAGCAUCUUCGGAAGCUUCGUCAGCUGAAAUCGUCGAUUUAGUAAUCAACGACACAGCCAACCCCCAAGCCCAAGUCAAAAAGGCACGUGGCAGGAAGAUCACGUUGCCACGUGGUGCGGUUAUCCCGGGAGAAUUCUACUGUGACAAGUGCAAAAGGAACUUCCGAAGUCAGCGAGGACUCAGGCAGCAUGCCAACACCCAUCACACGGGGAUCAAGGUUCACGGUUGUGAGAUUUGCGGCAAGCGAUUUGACCUGCUUGAAGAAAUGCAGAAGCAUCGGGAGCGACACUCGACGGAGAAUAAACCGUUUGCCUGUAGAGUCGAUGGGUGUCCUAAGCGGUUUAUGCACGAGUUCGACAUGGAACGGCAUUUGGCGCUGAAGCACGGGAAAGCUCCCCAUGGUUGUGAUAUUUGCAGCAAGGUGUUUGGGCGAAAGGAUCACCUGGAGAAGCAUAAGCUGAGUCAUCAGUUCAACACGGUUAAAAAGAUCAAGAAUUGA
This is a messenger RNA of Culex pipiens pallens (northern house mosquito), 768 nucleotides long. RefSeq names its product zinc finger and BTB domain-containing protein 49-like. The transcript has a single exon. Lineage: Eukaryota; Metazoa; Arthropoda; Insecta; Diptera; Culicidae. The record is from RefSeq and is a predicted model, not a curated record. The coding region runs from base 1 to 768 and encodes 255 amino acids.